Molecule: messenger RNA, 1050 nt
Organism: Huiozyma naganishii CBS 8797
Lineage: Eukaryota; Fungi; Ascomycota; Saccharomycetes; Saccharomycetales; Saccharomycetaceae
Gene: AOS1
Product: E1 ubiquitin-activating protein AOS1
Exons: 1
Coding region: 1-1050 (349 amino acids)
Biological process (GO): protein sumoylation
Cellular component (GO): cytoplasm; SUMO activating enzyme complex
Molecular function (GO): SUMO activating enzyme activity
Source: RefSeq, a predicted model, not a curated record
AUGCUUGAUUCUGGUGCUAAUACGGGGGGUAAUUUGCUGAGUGCGGACGAGAUUGCACUUUAUGACCGGCAGAUUCGGCUCUGGGGGUUGGCCGCACAGGCCAACAUGCGGUCCGCUAAGGUGUUGCUGGCCGGGUGCGGGGCCAUCGGGACCGAGAUUACGAAGAAUAUCGUGCUGAGCGGGAUUGGUCACUUGUGUAUCUGUGACGGGCACGUCGUGACAGAGGAGGAUCUCGGGUCGCAGUUCUUUCUAGCGCGGGACAGUGUCGGUCUGAAGAGGAUUGCCGCAGUGAGGGAGAGGGUCGUGGAAUUGAACCCACGGGUCGCUCUGUCCUUCGAGGACAUAUUCGUGGACACCAUGGACGAGGAGUUCCUCGCAAAGUUCGACUUGGUUAUUGGGACCGAGCUGGGUGAGCAGCAAAUUUCGCACCUGAAUAAGCUGACAAGGAAAUUGAACAUCCCACUGUACGUGGCUGGAUCGAACGGCUUGUUUGGGUACAUUUUCGUGGACUUGAUACAGUUUGAUGGGACGAACGAGAAGUUGCAAAGUGCGAAACCCACUGUGACAGGAUCAGUGUCUGCAAACAGAGAAAUUAUCAAAGUGGAGGUCCACACGGAUGAUGACGACGACAAGAAGACAUUUGAAACGAUUAUGACUCGUAACAAAUACAGACCGUUCGACGAAAUGCUGCUAAAUGCUACAUUGAAGGGUCAGUUGAAAAGAAGACAGCUGAAACGGGUUUCUAAUGUCUUACCAUUGACGCUGACCCAACUACAGAACAGCAAGUUGCUUCACGAAAACGCUGAGAAAUUCACCGAAAAUGUUAGAACAAUGUGCGAUCAGCUUGGAAUUGACCAAGGGACACUGUCACAGGAGUACAUCUCACAAUUUAUCAACCAGGCAGGGCUGGAGUUUGCUCCAGUAGCUGCUGUUAUCGGAGGCGUCCUUGCACAAGACGUGGUCAAUAUCUUGGGGAAAAGACAAUUGCCCCUGAACAACUUCAUCAUCUUUGAUGGAAUCACAUUGGAUAUGCCCAUCUUCGAGUUGUGA